Molecule: messenger RNA, 1430 nt
Organism: Camelina sativa (false flax)
Lineage: Eukaryota; Viridiplantae; Streptophyta; Magnoliopsida; Brassicales; Brassicaceae
Product: auxin efflux carrier component 8-like
Biological process (GO): auxin polar transport; auxin export across the plasma membrane
Cellular component (GO): plasma membrane; endoplasmic reticulum
Molecular function (GO): auxin efflux transmembrane transporter activity
Source: RefSeq, a predicted model, not a curated record
AUUUAAUCCAGAGUUUUUGUUUCAUUUUUCUUCCCUUUGAAACAAAAAUUCCAUUGUGGAAUCAAAAACCUUGAAAUUCAAGAGAGUUCCACAUUUCAACAAAAGAGAGAAAAAGCCAUCAACUUUACACACAUAUAUAUAUGCCAUAAGAUCAAACAGUUUCUUUCCAUUCAUUUGGAAGAAACUGUUCCUCUUCGAGUUUCCUUUCAGAUCUUUCAUUGUCUGUUUUGGUUUUCUAUUGUAUGAAAAUUAAACAAUUUUAGACAAUAGAAAAACCAUUUGUACAAUUUGAUCUUGGAAAACAAAAAAAUGAUCUCUUGGCUUGAUGUCUACCAUGUUGUUUCAGCAACUGUUCCUCUCUAUGUCUCAAUGAUCUUAGGUUAUCUCUCUGCAAAACAUCUACAGCUCUUCACACCCGAGCAAUGCGCAGGCAUCAACAAAUUCGUCGCAAAAUUCUCUAUCCCUUUGCUUUCUUUUCAGAUAAUCUCUCAAAACAACCCCUUCAAGAUGAACCCUAAACUCAUUCUCUCGGACAUUCUCCAGAAACUCUUAGCCCUUGUUGUGUUAGCCGUGGUUUUAAGAUUCUGGCAUCCAACAGGAGGAAGAGGAGGAAGACUAGGUUGGGUCAUAAUCGGGUUAUCUAUAUCCGUGUUUCCAAACACUCUCAUUCUUGGAAUCCCAAUCUUGGCUGCCAUCUAUGGAGAUGAAGCUUCGAGCAUCUUGAGGCAGAUUGUUGUGUUGCAGAGCUUGAUUUGGUACACCAUCUUGCUCUUCUUGUUUGAGAUUAAUGCUGCAAGGGCGAAAACAUCUUCUGGAUCUUCCACGGAACAUAAUACAGGAGGCAAUGAAAAUGAAGAAGUAAAUAGAGAGGAGGAAGAGCCAAGAGAAGAUGAAGUAGCGAUAGUGAGAACAAGAUCUACUGGAACUAUGAAAGUUCUACUGAAAGCUUGCAGAAAGCUAAUAAUCAAUCCUAAUACAUACGCAACGCUGAUCGGAAUCAUUUGGGCUACUUUACAUUUCAGAUUGGGAUGGGAACUGCCAGAGAUGAUCGAUAAAUCAAUACACAUGAUAUCUGAUGGAGGCUUAGGAAUGGCCAUGUUCAGCUUGGGUCUGUUCAUGGCAUCACAAAGGAGUAUCAUAGCAUGUGGAACAAAAAUGGCGGUUAUAGCAAUGGUCCUCAAGUUCGUAUUAGGACCUGCUCUUAUGAUUGCUUCUGUGUUUAUCAUGAGAUUACGACAUAAUCUCUUCAAAAUCGCAAUACUACAGGCUGCAUUGCCUCAAGGAGUAGUGCUAUUUGUUUUUGCAAAAGAGUACAAUCUUCAUCCGGAGAUUGUUAGUACUGGGGUGAUAUUUGGAAUGCUAAUUGCCUUGCCAACAAUUUUGGCAUAUUAUUUUGUAUUGGACAUAUGAAUAUGACAUGUAUAAAAUUG